This is a messenger RNA of Lytechinus pictus (painted urchin), 2304 nucleotides long. RefSeq lists its product as uncharacterized. Bases 167 to 1531 code for a protein of 454 amino acids. The transcript has 2 exons. The record is from RefSeq and is a predicted model, not a curated record. Lineage: Eukaryota; Metazoa; Echinodermata; Echinoidea; Temnopleuroida; Toxopneustidae.
ACAUUCGUUGGGAGUUGUAUUUUGAGAACACUAUUGAGUUUAGACAGAAUAUUUGAUUAUUUAUUUGAAUCAAGUCUUGGCAAACAGUUGGUGUAAUUAGGGAAUUUUGUGGUAACGAACAUCUAAUCAAGAUAUUUUUGUAAAGCAUGCUUGUUUUAAUUGUAUAAUGACCCAUAUCUCUCCUUCUUUCUUGCUUUCUUUCAUUCUUUCUCUCGCUCUCUCUCUCUCUCUUCGUCUUUCUCUACCCAGGCAUCGUAUUCGACGUGUAAGUUUAAGAAGUGGAAGGACUACCACCAAGAAGUACUCUCAGCUUAUCCCUGAGCCGGUUUUCCUGGGACAAGAACAGACCUUGAACAAUGAGAGAGCAUCUGUAUACAGAUUACUGCAAGGUGAAGAAUUGCGCCCAACUCAUCAGCACAACCACUACCACAGCCAGCAACAACAUCAUCAACAUCGCCUUCAAAAGUCCAACCGACUAUCCUCCACAAGCACAAAACCUCCCCGCCGCAUUAAAACACAUCGCCAAAACUCAACUCGCAAAACCCCCAGCGCUGGCCACGUCUCGAAACCGAGUCCGCAUCAUCUGGCACCAACUCAUUUCACGCCUGCAAAGAAUAACUCUGCCUCUCCUCAAAUUCUCGAUAAAGGUCAGGAGAGCAGCCAAGAGCACUUGACAAGAAAUUUGACGAGCGACGACAUUUACCAACAAAAAGAACGGAACACCCCACCAAUCGCAGAUACGUACAAACCCGAGUUGGACUGCCUACGCAGGAUCAAGUUCAAAUUGAGCUGGAGGUAUGAUAACAUCGAUUCAACGACCAAAAACGCGGGUAAACCGGGAGAAAACAUGGUAAUGGAUACACCGACAGACGAUAAGACACAAGUUUAUGAUCACGUGAUAUCGACGUCAACGGAUUUGUCAAUGCCGGAGUGCAAGGUUGGCGAAGAAAGAGAAGGAAGUGAGGAAGAAAUCGGUGAGGAAGUAGCGGAGGAAGGGGUUUUGAUUGAUGGCGAGGUGCAACAGCUUGAAUUGUGUGCGACGACGGAUGGCGGGAAGAAUUGCGAAGGAGUCGAUGACGCUCAACAAUCGCUUGAGGCGACAAGUCAAAGUGUGGACAUUAGGCAGAUGAUGACGUCAAUGACCACGCUGUACAACAGCACGAAUGGCAAUGACCCAAAGGUUGUAGAAGAGAUGGCGGAAGAUGAAAACACGACCUUGUUUUCUCAAUACGUUUCGUCACCCAUGGAGGCGAUGUACCAUGACUCUGCCGCGUAUUCAAACCAAAUCUCGGACUCAGAACAGCGCCAAUCGACAAAAUCACACGAUGACGUCACAAUGACCGCCUACACGAAUCAGGGCACCAAAAGAUGGCCAGAUACGACCAGCGAAAUCUAUUUGAAAAACUCAAAUGUCGAAGGCUCUAAUGGUAAUGAAAUGGGUUCUUUCGAAAUAAAGACGGAACUCAUCGACGAAGGUUUUGUGGAUUCAAACAACAAUAGUGAAUUCGUCAUGGAUAUGAAUAUUCAUUAGCGAACGUUCUUUCUGGAGCCAACUACGAAAAUCAUUACCAAAGAUUGCCAUUGAUAGAGGAUUCAUCUGAAUAUGAAGAACGGCAGCGCAUCUCUGAUAUUCUACCUUUCAUUCCAUUGUUUAUUUAUGAGACGAGUAUAAUAUGUUUGAUGAUUAGCUCAAAAUUUCCGUACAUUCCAAGUUGUAUCAAGACGUAGAUAGGCAUUCCCUCACUAUCACCUCAGUGAGUCUUGUUAACUGCCUCGAUAAAUGACCAUUUUUAAUGAAAUAAGGCUUUAUAAAGUGCAAUUUUGACAGAAGAAGUGGAAAUAGAUGGUAAGACUAAUAGUUAUAUGGGUUUCACAGUAGGUUUAAUUGCUAACAGCGUAAAAGAGUAAUUUGAAAUGAUUUUUGCCAAAACUAUUAUGUUUUUUAUUCUGGAAAACUGAUGAUCACGAUCCUUUUCAUGUUUGCACACAAUUUUUAAGUUUGUGAAACGGAGGAUGGUAGUGCAUAUUUCAAGAAUGUACCGAAAAGGAUAAACAACUGUUAAAUGACAUUGCCAAGGCACAUUUACACGUCGGAAAUAACGUAACCAUCCCGAGAACACUAAAUACUAGAACAGGAUUUAUUGGGGCAAAACUGGUCAAUCAAAUCAAUAUUUUCUUUCACGCAUGCGGUUACACUAACUCCCCCGUCUUCAUACUUUUAGUACGAAGUUUUCGUAAUUGCAACAAGACGGAUUCUAGAACAUAGUAAAUGUAUUGAAAAUGCCCUUCAAAUCAGAAUGAACA